AUGCAGACCAUCAACAACGCCUUUGUCGCCCUCGGCCUCGCGCCCGCCGCCGACGCCGCGCCCGCCUCGUCCGGCACCGUCCACGUCUCGAGUGAGGACGCCAUCCACCUCGAGGAGGAGUACAGCGCGCACAACUACCACCCGUUGCCGGUCGUCUUUGAGCGCGCCGAGGGCGCGCUCGUGUGGGACCCCGAGGGCAACGAGUACAUCGACUGCCUGAGCGCCUACAGCGCCGUCAACCAGGGCCACUGCCACCCGCACAUCGUCAAGGCGCUCGUCGAGCAGGCCAACAAGCUCACCCUCAGCUCGCGCGCGUUCCACACGUCGUCCCUCGGCCCCUUCUCCAAGUACCUCACCGAGCUCACCGGCUUCGAGAUGGCGCUCAUGAUGAACACGGGCGCCGAGGCGGUCGAGACGGCCAUCAAGGUGGCGCGCAAGUGGGCCUACAAGGUCAAGGGCGUCGAGAAGGACAAGGCCAUCGUCCUGUCGGCUGCCGACAACUUCCACGGUCGCACCAUCGGCAUCAUCUCGAUGUCGACCGACCCCGACUCGACCACCGGCUUCGGCCCGUUCGUGCCCUCGGUCGGCCCGCAGUGCCCCGUCAAGGGCGAGGCCGGCCGCAUCCCGUACAACGACGUCGCGGCGCUCGAACGCGCCCUUGACGCGCACGGCAAGGACGUCGCCGCGUUCCUCGUCGAGCCGAUCCAGGGCGAGGCCGGCAUCGUCGUCCCUGACGAGGACUACCUCGAGAAGGUCCAGGCGCUGUGCCGCAAGCACAACGUCCUCCUCAUCUGCGACGAGGUCCAGACUGGUCUCGCGCGCACGGGCAAGCUCCUCUGCUUCCAGCACAACCCGAACGUCAAGCCCGACAUGGUCCUCCUCGGCAAGGCGCUUUCGGGCGGCAUCUACCCGGUCUCGGCCGUCCUCUCGCGCAAGGACGUCCUCCUCACCAUCCUCCCCGGCGAGCACGGCUCGACCUACGGCGGCAACCCGCUCGCCUGCGCCGUCGCCAAGGCCGCUCUCGAGGUCAUCGUCUCGGAGGACCUCUCUGCGCGUGCCCAGUCGAUGGGCGACAAGAUGCGCGCCGGCCUGCGCGCCCUGCAGAGCGUUGGCCCGGACGGCGGCUGGAUCUCGGAGGUGCGCGGCAAGGGCCUCCUCAACGCUAUCGUCAUCGACCAGGCCAAGAGCAAGCGUGGCAGGUCGGCGUGGGACCUGUGCCUCAUCAUGAAGAGCAAGGGCGUCCUCGCCAAGCCGACGCACGUCAACAUCAUCCGCCUCGCGCCGCCUUUGAUCAUCACGGACGCCCAGCUCGAGACGAUCCUCGCCCGCAUCAAGGAGUCGCUCGAGGUCCUCGACGAGCUCGAGACGAUCCCUGGCGCCGACGACCACCACAAGGCGUCGGACGAGCCGCAGAUCGACCUCUAAAUGGUCGCACCCGUCCAGCUUCAUCUUCCCGUUUCUGUCUCUCGUUCUCCCAGUUCGCGCCUCGUACCCGUCGUUAUAAAGCACGCACACCUCGCAGAGAUUGCACUUCAGUACCCCUCCUUGUAACACACUCGUCGCUCGGCC
Molecule: messenger RNA, 1569 nt
Organism: Rhodotorula graminis WP1
Lineage: Eukaryota; Fungi; Basidiomycota; Microbotryomycetes; Sporidiobolales; Sporidiobolaceae
Exons: 10
Coding region: 1-1425 (474 amino acids)
Cellular component (GO): cytoplasm
Molecular function (GO): L-ornithine transaminase activity; identical protein binding; pyridoxal phosphate binding
Source: RefSeq, a predicted model, not a curated record